AUGGAUCGAGCUGCAAUGACAGUGGGUCCGGCUAUGGAUAUGCCCAUCAUGCACGAUAAUGAUCGAUAUGAGCUGGUUCGGGAUAUCGGUUCCGGGAACUUUGGAGUGGCCAGGCUAAUGAAAGAUCGGCAGACUAACGAGCUUGUGGCCGUCAAGUACAUUGAGAGAGGUGAUAAGAUUGAUGAAAAUGUGCAAAGGGAAAUUAUCAACCACAGAUCACUGAGACAUCCCAACAUUGUCAGGUUCAAAGAGGUCAUAUUGACUCCAACUCAUUUGGCCAUUGUUAUGGAAUAUGCUUCUGGAGGGGAGCUCUUUGAACGGAUCUGCAAUGCUGGACGAUUUAGUGAGGAUGAGGCACGAUUUUUCUUCCAGCAGCUUAUAUCAGGAGUCAGUUACUGUCAUGCCAUGCAAGUAUGUCAUCGUGAUUUGAAACUAGAGAAUACAUUAUUGGAUGGAAGCCCAGCUCCCAGGCUUAAAAUUUGUGACUUUGGGUAUUCUAAGUCUGCAGUGCUGCAUUCACAGCCUAAAUCGACUGUUGGUACUCCUGCAUAUAUUGCCCCCGAAGUUCUAUUGAAGAAAGAAUAUGAUGGAAAGAUUGCUGAUGUUUGGUCAUGUGGAGUUACUUUGUAUGUCAUGCUUGUGGGUGCUUACCCAUUUGAGGACCCGGAGGAGCCCAAAAAUUUCCGGAAAACAAUACAGCGAAUUUUGAAUGUCCAAUACUCUAUUCCGGAUUAUGUUCAUAUAUCGCCAGAAUGUCGACAUCUGAUUUCAAGGAUUUUUGUGGCUGAACCUUCAAAGAGGAUUACCAUUCCAGAGAUCAGAAACCAUGAGUGGUUUCUGAAGAACCUCCCUGCAGAUCUUAUGGACGACAACAUGGGAAACAACAAUUUCGAGGAACCAGAUCAACCAAUGCAGAGCAUUGAUGAAAUCAUGCAGAUUAUAACUGAGGCCACCAUCCCAGCUGCUGGCAUGAACAAUCUAAGUCAGUACCUCACGGGCAGCCUUGAUGUGGAUGAUGACAUGGAAGAAGAUCUUGAGAGUGAUCCUGAUCUUGACAUUGACAGCAGUGGGGAGAUAGUGUAUGCAAUGUGA
Molecule: messenger RNA, 1092 nt
Organism: Oldenlandia corymbosa var. corymbosa
Lineage: Eukaryota; Viridiplantae; Streptophyta; Magnoliopsida; Gentianales; Rubiaceae
Source: the annotation of a GenBank genome assembly